AUGUAUUACAAUGAUUAAUAGAGGAAUGAAUAGAGAAGGGCAAACUUAGAUUUAAAUGAGAAUGCUUUAAGGACUGAAAUAACUCCUGAAGGUGUGUUUCAAUAAUUUUAUACUUCAGAAUUGGAUUAAAUAAUUUAGUACAUAAUAAUAAUAAAAAAGGAAAGAGUUCUAGAAUCCGAGAUAUUUGUAAGAGAUUUCUUUAGAUGGAACAAAGUUUAAGUACUAAAAUGAACAAUUUGAAUAUACAUUUCCACUUGAGUCAAAAACAUUAUAUUAUAAACCAAAAUUAAAGGAUAUAUUUGAAUUUGAAGUAUUUGGACAUACAAAAGCAAAUCCAAAGUGUUUAGCAAUAUAGAAGAAUAAGAUUGCUAUAGCAUAUUAAGAAUAUUUGUAGAUAUGGAAUAAGAAAAAAGAGAAAGAGUAUAUUCUACCAUAAAGUGAAAUAUCUUGUAUGGAUUUCAGUAAGGAUGGAAAUAUAUUAAUUUGUGGAUAAAAUAAGUCAAUUAUAGUGAUAGAUAGUAAUAAAGGUAUUGUAAUAUAAACAUUUGGAAAUGUUCAUAUAUAAAGAAUAAUAGUAAUAAAAUGUAUAUGGAAAAACAAAGAAGAAUAAUUUAUAACAACAUCAAUAGAUGCAAGUGGUUAAUCAUUAUUAAUAAAUUAUACGAAGAGCAUAUUUAGUUAUUCAACAGAUGAAUGGGAAUUACUUGAUACAAUGUAAUUUCCAACAGGUUCUAUGAAAUAUAUAUAAAUGACAGAGAAUCGAAUAUUAAUAGGAAUAAAUAGUAUUUAAUUUUUUUGGGUUGUUUAUGUUGAAAUAGUUAGUACAAAAGAAAUAUAAUUUAAAUUGGUCUAUGAAUUUAAGAAUCCUAGAAAAGUUAGAGAUUCUUAAAUAUUUAAGACUUCAUGUGCAAUAGGAAGAGGUUUAGUAAAAAUUAAAGAUUAAUUAUAAAGGAGAUAUGUAAUGACAUUUGUAUGGGAUAAUAAAUUGCAUUAUUUAGUUUUAGAGAAUGAUAGAUAGAUUGAAAUGGGUUCACCAAUAUUUCAUAGAUCUAAAUAUAUAAAUAUAGGAAGUUUAGUAUAUGAAUGUGUCUUUUUAAAAGAUUCAUUAUAUUUAUUAUAUUCUGAGAAAGGAAUAAUAAUAAUGAAUACAUUACAUAUUGAUUUAAAUUAAUCAGAACAAUAACUUAGUUAAAUUAAGCAUUGUUAUUUUGAUAAUCCAGGAUUUAAACCAAAUGGGUUUUAAUUUAGACGAUGCAAAACAUUAAUGAAAAAAGUGACUUAGUAAUAUGUAAGAUUAAAGUUAUACAAUGAUCCCAUUUGUAAUUAUAGUUAACAAUUCUCACAUUAUAAUGCACUCUUUAAUGAUAUAUGUAUAUAAGGAAAUUUGAUUGGAUAAAGUUAAAUAGUUAAACAUUUAAUUAAAGAAGAGGAAUGGUUAUAUUGUAUGAAUUAUGUAUUAAGUUUAUAUUUGGGAUUCAAUGAAUUUUAUAGUGAAUUCAUAGAAUUAAAUAAAGAUGAAAGAUAUUCAUUAAUCAAACAUAAUGUUGAAGAACUUUCAUUAAAGUAUAUUAAAGUAUGUUUAUAAAUGAUUUAAAUAAACAAUUAAGUCAUGAAUGAAGUUACUAAAUACAAAUUAUAAGAAUUAAAAAUGACUAAUUAAAUUAUGUUAUCUAUUUUAAUAGAGUUUUUAUUAAAAUGUGAUUCAUAUGAUUUACUAUUUGAUAAAAUUAUGAAUGAUGUUAAUCAUAGUCUUAAAGAUAAUCAUUAAUUCUUCUUAUAUUGUUUAUAGCCAUUUUAUUAAUAGAAAUUAGUAAAAAGAAUACCUAUGAAUAUGUUGAAUAAAAUUAUAGAAAUUUAUACAAACGAAAAACGAUUAGAUUUAAUUUAAAUGUUAAUCUAAUCAUUAGAUCAUAAAAUAAUUAAAUCUGAUUAAUUAAUUAAAAUUUGUCUAAAGUAUGGAUUAAUGAAGAGUUUAGCAAUUAUAUGUUUUUAAGGAGAUAUUGAAUAAUAUUUAACUCCAAUAUUGAAAAUAUGGUCAGUCAUUUUAACAAUGAUAGAGAAAUCUUAAUUUGAAACUUGUAUUUAUUAUGCAUGUAGAGCAUUAGCUCUUAUAAAAUUGAUUUUUAUUAAUAAUGAUGCUUUGGGGGAUGUUUUGAAUGAAUAAAAAUAAAUAGAAAUAAAAAAACAAUUAACAAAUUGGUUAUUAAAUGAUUAAACAAUAGAAAAGUUAAUGACACUUUAAACCAUAUCUACAUUUGAAGUUAUUUUAAAAGUAUUAGAAUAUCAAAAGAAAUAUGAUAAUAGUAAUUUCAGUAGAACUAUGUUGAUUAUUAGUAAAGUGAUUAGUGUUAUUUAAGCAGGUGAAAAUGAGUUUUAAAAAUCAUAUUAAUUACUUUAAAAGUAAGAGAUAUUCUUAGAUGAAUUGCAAAUUCAAUUUAUAUUAUUUUAAAUAAGAUAUUUUAUUAAUUUUGGUGGUCAUGCUUCUAGAAUUGUAGAAUAUUUAAGUCACAUGUUAAAAAAUCCAUAAGUAUUUUGUUGGAUAUAUUUUACUGAAUUAAUUGAUAGUAUUAAAGAUGAUUAAUAGAUGUAAGAAACUAUCUUAUAAUGGUAUUAUAAAAAAGAUAUUAUAGAAUAUUUAAAAUGUUAAUAUUUUAUAAAUAUAGCAAUUAAAUUAGAAAAGGAAAUAUCAAAUUCAGUAUUAGGAUUAAGCUAUGAAGCUGAUUUUACAACAUUUUCUAUGAUUAGUGUAUAUUUUGCAGAGAGAAAGAAAGAAUAUACAAGAGCAUUUAAUUUCUUUUUAACAUCUUAAAAUAGAUUUGUAAGAAGUCUUGUAUUUUAAUGGGUGGAAAAGACAAUGAAUUAAUUGGAAUAAUCUGAUUAAGAUAAUUUUAAUUAAAUGAGAUCAGCACUAAUUUUGAAGAUUAGUGAUUUGAUUUAAAUUGAUUGGAAUAAAACUAGAAUUAUCUUCUCUAAUUAUAAUAGUGAAUCUGAAAAAGUUGUUAUUGAAAAGUUAUCCUAAUUUCCAGAAUUAUAAUUAUAAUAUAUUGAUAAUGUUAUUAAAAGAGAAAGAGAAUUGGGUAAUAAAGUUGAUAAUAAUUUUUUAAUAAUCAAUAUUCAAUUAUUGUGUUAAUUGAAUCCUGAUAAAAUUAUUGACGAAGUUUCUCAAAAUGAUUAUCCUUUAGAAGAAAUAUUGGAACCGUGUAAAUAAUAUAAAAUUUUACCAGCUCAAGCUUAUAUUUUAGAAAAAAUGGGAAGAAUAGUAGAAUCAGUCUAAAUCUCAUGUUAAAUCCUUCGGUAAAUUAUAUAAAAGCAUAAAACUGAAUUAGAUUAAAACUAUAAAUUAUCAAUGAGAUUAGGGGGAGGAUCAGAUGAUCAUCAUAAACUUGCUAAUUUAAAGGUUUUAUUUCCUUUAGGAAAAAAAAAAAAGAAAAAUGGAUAAGAAACCGAAUCUAUUAAUAUAAUGAAGCCCUUUGAAGAUGCUAAAUUGGCUGCCACUAAUGAGAUUGUAGCUUAAAUUUAAAAAAUUGUAAAAGUUUGUAAAAAUGAUAAAUUUGAAAAAAAUGAAGAAAAAUGGUAUACAUUGUUAGAUCAAUUAAUAGAUAUAAGGGAUAAUUUAAUAUUUGAUAGUCCUUCUUAGAAUUUUAUGAAACACAAUAUAUUCACAACAUAAAUCUGUCACAUAUUUGCAACAAUAGCUGAGAUUUCGAAUUUAGGAUCACUGAUAUAUUAAUUAUCAAAUAGAUACAAUAAUUUAGAUUUAGGCCAAUUAAAGAAAGCUUUUUAGGAAAUAAUUCAGAAUUAUUUAUAUACUUAACAUUUGUAAUCGAAUGUGCAGUUAUUGUUGAUGAAUGAUAUUUAUGAGAAAUUGAGUGUGUAUAUAGAGAGAUCGAAGAUAGGUAUAACAAGUAAUAGGGUUUGUUAUAAGAAUAAAACAGGAUAAAGUUUAGAUGGUGAUUGUAAAGUGAGUAAUGAUGAUUUUGUAGUGUUUGAAUGUAAACAUAAUUAUCAUAAGAAAUGUGUAAUGAUGUAUUAAGGAGUAGCAUUUUGUAAUAUAUGUUUUAAGAUUGAUUAAACAUAUUCAUAUAAGAUAAUGAAUUCAAAGAUAUUAGAUGGUGUAACUAAUUUGGAAUAGGAUGAUAAUGAAUUACUAAAGGAAGAAAUAGAGAAUGUGAAUAAAUUCAAUAAUUCAUCUAGUUAGCAGAAUAGUGAAGAUGUGAAAUUUAUAGCUAAAGUGUCGGAUGAAACAAUGGAUAAGAGAGUAAGUAUAAAUAGUUAUAUAGAAAAAAAGAGUGAAUAAACUUUAUUACUUUGAUAGAAAGAGAAAUGAGAAUUAUAAUAUUAUGGAAGAAACAAAUAAAGACAUAGAUUAUUGUAAUAAUUAGAAUGAGAUGAAGAGAAAGAAAUAAGAGAUGGAAGAAAAAUAAUAGAAGUUAAAUAAAAAGAGAAAAUGA
Molecule: messenger RNA, 4451 nt
Organism: Paramecium sonneborni
Lineage: Eukaryota; Ciliophora; Oligohymenophorea; Peniculida; Parameciidae
Source: the annotation of a GenBank genome assembly